Molecule: messenger RNA, 2392 nt
Organism: Suricata suricatta (meerkat)
Lineage: Eukaryota; Metazoa; Chordata; Mammalia; Carnivora; Herpestidae
Gene: TSPYL5
Product: TSPY like 5
Exons: 2
Coding region: 93-1340 (415 amino acids)
Biological process (GO): nucleosome assembly
Cellular component (GO): chromatin; nucleus
Molecular function (GO): chromatin binding; histone binding
Source: RefSeq, a predicted model, not a curated record
UGCCAUGGUGAGGCCCGCUCAGUAGCGACCGCGAGCUGGCGCCAGGGGCCGCAGGGUCGGAGCGUGGCUUUGAAGCCGCUUACGCUGCCACCAUGAGCGGCCGAAGUAAAGGUAGAAAGUCCUCCCGCGCCAAAAACCGGGGCAAAGGCCGAGGCAAAGCCCGAGUUCGCGCUGCUCCCGACGACGCCCCCCGCGACCCGGACCCAACACAGUGCCAGAGGCUCGGGGAGGAAACCCAGGCAGCACAGGUGCAGGCUGGCGCGGGUUGGGGGGGUCUGGAAACUGCUGUGGCCGCGCCGCUCCGUCGGCCCGCGGAGGAGGCGGCCUGCCGGCUCCCCCUGGAUUGUGGCCUCGCGCUCCGGGCCCGAGCAGCGGGGGGUCGCGGGCAGGCCACGACCAGGCCCUGCCCAGGGAAGGCCAUGUCCCUCUCAGAGCGCCUAACAGCAGACACGGUCUUCGUGGGAACCGUGGGAACUGUGGCAAGGCCAAAAAAUGGCUCCCGCGUUGGAAAUCGGCGUGGCGCUGCUGGGAAGAAGGCCUCAGAAACCUGUGGCGCAGCGGGGAGGGGACCGCAGGCCGUAGCUGGUGGGAGGCUGAAGAAAGGGGCUACUGGGGAGAGUGUCUCCACCCCUGUGGCAGAGGAGGUGAAGGUGGAAAAGGAUGCAGGGUCGGGGCCCCUGGCGACCGAAGGCAGCAUGGAUACGCUGGAGACCGUCCAGCUGAAGCUGGAGACCAUGAACGCCCAGGCGGACAGGGCCUACCUUCGGCUCUCGCGGAAGUUCGGGCAGUUGCGACUGCAUCACUUAGAGCGGCGGAACCUCCUCAUCCAGAAUAUCCCAGGUUUCUGGGGGCAGGCUUUUCAGAACCACCCCCAGCUAUCCUCCUUUCUGAACAACCAAGAUAAAGAGGUUCUCAGCUACUUGAACAGCCUGGAGGUGGAAGAGCUUGGGCUCGCCAGAUUGGGCUACAAAAUCAAGUUCUACUUUGGGCGCAACCCCUAUUUCCAAAAUAAGGUGCUCAUCAAGGAAUAUGGGUGUGGGCCUUCGGGUCAGGUGGUGUCUCGUUCUACUCCAAUCCAGUGGCUCCCGGGACAUGAUCUCCAGUCCUUAAGCCAGGGGAACCCAGACAACAGCCGUAGCUUCUUUGGGUGGUUUACAAACCACAGCUCCAUUGAGUCUGACAAGAUUGUGGAGAUCAUCAACGAGGAGCUGUGGCCCAAUCCCCUGCAGUACUACCUUAUGAGUGAAGGGGCCCGUGCAGAGAAAGGAAAGGAGGGUCGGCAGGGUCCAGCAAGGCAGCCGGUGGAGACCCCUGACCCUGGGGCAAACAAGUCCAACUGAUCCAGCACUAGUCUCCCUACUACCUCCUGUUAGACCUGUGCCUAGCUAACCACAUGUGUUUGGCCGUCUGCCGUCUCUUCAUGUUGGCCUCUGUGCACUAUUAUUAUUUUAUUUGGACUUCAGUGACAAGAAUAUGGCAUUUAUGAUCAUGUUCUUUUGUGCCUUCGUGGCCUUGUUGCUUUUUUCACAUUAGUGUUACAUGUUAAAUGAUCUCACCCCUACUGUUUAUACGUUAAGCACACAUGCUUCAAGUGUGUGCUGCCUUUGUCUACAUUGCCUGGACCGUUCUUGGCUCUGGCCUUUCUCAGCUGUCUUUAACAUGGACAAUCACAAGUCAUCCUCCACGAGGACUAGUGCAUUCUUAAGCUAUGCUGCUUCAGGGCCAGUGACUUGCUGAGCUUUGUGUUCAUGCUGGCCAUGUGUGCCACCUGUGGCGAGUUCUGUUGCCACUGCAGAAUGAAGCUAGCCUACCUGGUAUUGGCCAUCAGCCCAAACUGAUUGUUUCAAGGCCCUGGGGCCACCAGCCAAGGUUCCACCAUCUAUUGGAUCUCUGGCUUUGGCCAGGGGCAUAUGCUGCCCUACUGGAUAUGUGGAAAAGCACUUGACUGCUGGGCAUGGAUGAGGUUAAGGGUGAGAAGCAUAAUGCCAUGAGUUCUAUACCACUAUGGGUCUCUUCCUGCCUCUGGGCCCUUCUGAUGAACCUUCAUCAAGGUCUCACUUGUGCCCCAUCACUGUCAGGCCACUGAGAUUGCUUUUGGCCCCAGUUGGCUUCCCGGUCAAUGAGGACCUCAAGAACUGCCUGUGGACCAAGGCCCCCUGCCAGUGCAUGAGACACACACCUACUUUCCCCAAUCUUCCAGGAACCCUCCUGCCUGCCAGACUGAUGGGCGGGUAUGUGGACAUGUGCUCACUGUCAUCAUGCUGUGGCUCCAGGUGAGAGUGAGGACUGGACCCACAUACAAUCUAGGUGUGGCCUUGCAUAUGUGGAAGAUUGAUGCUAUAUGCUGCUUAUUUUGCCAUAAGUAAAAUCUUACCAUUUUCCCCAUUUUUGC